GUCAUCAUUAUCACUCAAAAUUGUAGAACGCACGCAUCGCGCGUGCCUCCAACCCCCCUCUCGUCUUCACGCAAAGCAGGCAAGGGAAGCCCUAGGGGCUCUUUCUCUGCGCAGAGCACGGCCGGCCGGCCACUGCCGCCGUCGCUCUGCUGUCACUACCGCGCCACUGUUUGGAUCUCUCUCUCACGCGCAUGACUGUGUGUGUUUCUGUCUCUGCCGCUGUCUACCAGAACCGCAGGUAUCCUCUUUCGUGCACCAUCGUCUGUGGCUGCUGGGUGCCAUUGCCUGUCGCAGCGACCACCGGUGCUACCCUGCUGUUGCCUGCCCCGAAGCCACCAGCACCUGACAGCCACGAGUCCACGGCUCUCUGUCCGCCAUAGCCGAACAGAUGUUAGACAAUUGCUCAAUGGGAACUGUUUGUGAUAAUGAUGCUCUUGGACAAAGGGGAAAUGUUAAGAGAGUCGUAUUAUCAUUAAUCAAGCCAUCAUAUACCCUAGGACUAGGUUUGAAGAAAGUACGACCUGAAAAUCGUGGAAGAUUAUGCUAUCUUCUAUCCAGACUUGUGGGACAACAUAAUUGGACUGAAGCGAGCGGUGUCCUGAGCUUGCUGUUGAAAGGAACCUGCAAAGACAACUCUCCUAUGCAAAAUAGGAUGAAAUACCGGGUCACAAUGGAGCUUCUGAAGCACAUAGAAGGCAGUGAAAUUAAGCCAACAAAAAUCAAGCACAUCUAUGAGAUUUGGAUGAGAAAGAUUGGGUCAAUGAAAAAUUGGCCAGUUAAGGAUAGAUUUGCUGUUCAAUUGGAGUUCAUAAUUUUCUGCCUUACUGAAGGGAAUGUUGGGGAAGCACAUCAGGCCGCCCUAUGCCUCAUGCAAGAAUGCGACUUUGGGAAUGAUCCAAUAGGAAAUAUGGUUUUGGGCUUAACAUUUUAUCAGCUCUGGUAUUCCAAUAUCCCAGAAGAGAUGCAGCUGAGAAAUUCUGAAGAAUCUUGUACCCCCAUGCACUUGAACAUGUCGGGGACAGGAUACAGUGAUCCGGCCGAAAUUUCAGAGGGGUGUGAUGCAGUGGGUUUUCAUGAGGCUGAUCCUCCACGUCAAUGUGAUUCCGACAGCUCUGUUAUGAAUAAUAAAGAAAUUUCUAUGGGUCCUGAUGUCAACUGGCCUAGAGUUGUUUCAGUAAACGUUGAUGUUAACCUAAAUAGAGAAGAACCCCACCAAACUGCUCAUAUGCAAGAUUUCUAUGCAAACUCUGCUGAAAAUUCUGAACAUGAAAUGGCCUCCUCUGAUCAUGGUGAUAAUAUGGUGUAUGCUUCCAUGUUUUCUGGCUGUGGAAAAUGGGAUCCAUGGUUGGUGCCUUUGCGAUUUCCGCACUCAAUUGAGAAUUUUGAGGAUUUCAUCAAUUUGCACAGGGGAAUGCUUACUGACAAUUAUAGGAGUGCAGUGAAGUAUUUUCGACUUGCUCUCUACUCAACAAAUCCAGUAUUGGCAGCAUUGCUUCCUUUGGUACAGUUGUUGCUGGUUGCAGGUCAAGUUAAGGAGGCCUUAAAUGAGCUUGAGAGGUUCUGUUGCAAUUCAAGCAUCGCACUUCCCCUUAGAUUAAGGGCUGGUAUUUUGGAGCAUUCUGAUCAUAACAACUGCACAAUGCUUUCAACUUGCUAUGAAGAUAUCUUAAAGAAAGACCCAACUUGUAGCGACUCUUUGGGCAGACUUGUAAGCAUGCAUCGAAAUGGGGUUUACAGUCCUGAUUCACUGUUGGAAAUGAUAUCUUUGCAUUUGGAAGCCACCUUUGCCGAAUACAACACAUGGAGAGAGUUUGCUUCAUGCUUCCUUAAGCUUUCUCAAUGUGAAGAAGAUCGAAUGUCAACCUGUUUAAAUGGAAAUGGAUGUGGACUUGGGCAAAGUUGCAUUGAUUUUUUCAAGAAAGUGUUUGUAGAGGGCCAAUCAGGAAAGACAUGGAGGCUUCGCUGCAUAUGGUGGAUGAAACGUCACUUCAGUAAGGUGAUGCUUGCAUCAGAAAUUGCAGCAGGUAACUUGGAGCUCUUGGCUUACAAGGCAGCGUGUGCUUCCCAUAUCUAUGGACCUGAGUUUGGGUAUGUGGUAGAGGCUGGCGCUUGCUUGGGCAAAGCGGACGGGGACUUGCUCCUCUUCUUACAGAAGCACAUCCACAAUGCCAUUGGUAUUCGUGUUCUUGUAGAAUCACAUGUAUAAAUUUAUUAAAAUACUUCUGUGCAUAAAUCAUUAUAACUAAACUUAUAUUUUAAUUUAGCAUUAGUAGAAUCUUAAAACAUCUUGGAGUACAAGUCGAGGAAGCCCAACUUAGUCGCAGAAAGCUGAUCUUGCAACUAUUAGUGGUACACCCUGAGGCACCUUGAUCAUGAUGGAUCAAAUCAAGGCGAGGUUAGGAGUCUAAUCCUCUUUCCAAUGCUAUGAUGAAGUAGGCCAAAGAUGAUAGUGUUUCGACUGAAGGAUGAAUUUUUAAAAACUUGGAAAAAUAGAUUCCUAUAUAUUUUCCUUUAUAUUUUU
Malania oleifera is the source of this 2521-nucleotide messenger RNA. RefSeq lists its product as uncharacterized. The record is from RefSeq and is a predicted model, not a curated record. The coding region runs from base 389 to 2206 and encodes 605 amino acids. Gene Ontology annotation, cellular component: RNA polymerase I transcription regulator complex. Gene Ontology annotation, biological process: transcription by RNA polymerase I. The transcript has 10 exons. NCBI's taxonomy places the organism in Eukaryota, Viridiplantae, Streptophyta, Magnoliopsida, Santalales, Ximeniaceae.